AUGUCUACCAGACUCGAUGGCCUUUUAAAGUCCAAGAACGUCGUCCUCUUCUUUGGAGGCGUCGUUUCCAUGGCAGCAGCAUACACAAUCUGGGGCAACGAUCAGGGAAUGUUUCCUCCUAUGGCUGAUCCUACUGGUGACCCCAAAACAUGGACCAGAGAAGAGUGUCAACUGUGGUUGAACAAGAGAAAUUUACACCCAGACCCCAAGGCUACGAAAGAAGAGCUUAUCGACAGAGUAAUUGCGAAUAUGCGUAUUCCCAGAAAGUAA
Messenger RNA from Fusarium coffeatum, 270 nucleotides. RefSeq lists its product as uncharacterized. NCBI's taxonomy places the organism in Eukaryota, Fungi, Ascomycota, Sordariomycetes, Hypocreales, Nectriaceae. The record is from RefSeq and is a predicted model, not a curated record. The coding region runs from base 1 to 270 and encodes 89 amino acids. The transcript has 4 exons.